UGGGACCUCCAACAGCCUGCAUAUCGCUGUCGUAGCCCAUAAUGCUGCUGCCUAUAUGUAUUCAAUAUGCCGAAUCAACGAGCCUGUUCAAAGUCUAGUUGAAAAUUUUGACCAAUGACCGACUUCUUUGACAACACUGCCCCUCUACGUUUGUAUUACUGUCAAAACUUUUCAAACGGUCCCUUGUCGACACGUGAACGUCCUUUGCUCACGCACUUAACUCAGCUGACCAGUUUUAUGAUGCUGCUCACUGUUGCAAGAGUUAGCAUUUCUGCAGCACAUCAGCGUGUUUUCGUCGGAUUGAGUAGCUUGCCAUUUGUGCAACACCGAAACAUGUCUUCCACCAGCCCGAAAAUUCCGAUCACCCUGCUGGGGUCGAUGGCGUUCGGAGGACGCGCUGACGCCGAAAUGAGUGAAAAAAUGGUGAAGGCUUUCCUGGACCGUGGCCACAGAGAGUUGGACACAGCUUUCAUGUACACCGCUGGACAGGCAGAGACGAUUAUUGGUGGAAUGAAACUUCCAAACAAUGUGAGUAUCGCCACUAAGGCAAACCCAUGGGAGGGCAAGACGCUGAAGCCGGAGAGUGUGCGCUCCCAGCUGGAGACAUCUCUGAAGAGACUCCAAACGCAGAGUGUGGAUCUCUUCUACCUGCACGCCCCUGACCAUGAGAACCCCAUACAAGACACACUCCGAGCCUGCAACGACCUGCACAAAGAAGGAAAGUUCAAAGAGCUUGGCCUCUCUAACUAUGCAUCCUGGGAAGUUGCUGAAAUCUACACCAUAUGCAAACACAACAACUGGGUUCUUCCAACUGUCUAUCAGGGCAUGUACAAUUCCACCACAAGACAAGUGGAGACAGAGUUGCUGCCUUGUCUGAGAUACUUUGGCAUGCGCUUCUACGCAUACAACCCCCUGGCAGGUGGCCUUCUGACGGGGAAGUAUCACUAUGAAGACAAAGACGCAGACCAACCUGCUGGACGCUUCUUUGGCAACAGCUGGGCAGGAGCCUAUAGGGACAGAUAUUGGAAAGAGAGCCACUUCCAGGGAGUGGACCUGAUUCGUAAAGCCCUGGAGGCAGCGUACGGUGCAGGUGCAACCACCGUUACCUCGGCUGCUAUCCGCUGGAUGUACCAUCACUCUCAUCUCAAGGCUGAGCUCGGUGAUGGUGUGAUCAUUGGCAUGUCCACUAUGGAGCAACUGACAGAGAACCUUGCAGCCUCAGAGGAGGGUCCUCUGAAGCCGGAGGUGGUGGAUGCCUUCAAACACGCCUGGGACCUGGUAGCUCACGAGUGUCCUAACUAUUUCCGAUAAAAGGAAUCACAUGAAGGCUGUUGACGUCCAAGAUGGGAAAGGACUAAAAACUGGACAUGAGAAGUACGGAUAGUGCAUUUAGGCUACAAUUUGAAGCUCUGUCAGAUUUACCCAUUUCAAUGGAUACUGUGUUUCCAUCAUUCAGCAAAAUCAUGCUGUUUGGGCCAUCUCAAAGCAAAUGCAAUAAAACAUCCUAUUUUGUA
Engraulis encrasicolus (European anchovy) is the source of this 1514-nucleotide messenger RNA. It is a transcript of the gene akr7a3, whose product is annotated as aldo-keto reductase family 7, member A3 (aflatoxin aldehyde reductase). Gene Ontology annotation, molecular function: oxidoreductase activity. The record is from RefSeq and is a predicted model, not a curated record. Lineage: Eukaryota; Metazoa; Chordata; Actinopteri; Clupeiformes; Engraulidae. The transcript is spliced from 8 exons. The coding region runs from base 115 to 1311 and encodes 398 amino acids.